Molecule: messenger RNA, 5797 nt
Organism: Anopheles cruzii
Lineage: Eukaryota; Metazoa; Arthropoda; Insecta; Diptera; Culicidae
Gene: exd
Product: homeobox protein extradenticle
Exons: 7
Coding region: 134-1222 (362 amino acids)
Biological process (GO): neuron development; animal organ morphogenesis; regulation of transcription by RNA polymerase II
Cellular component (GO): nucleus
Molecular function (GO): RNA polymerase II cis-regulatory region sequence-specific DNA binding; DNA-binding transcription factor activity, RNA polymerase II-specific
Source: RefSeq, a predicted model, not a curated record
GCUUCUUUCAUCUUUCGUCGGGGUGAAAACCGUAGCUAAUAUUUUGGUUUUGGUGUACUUGUGAAGUGUUUCCGGUUUACUGACCACACGCGAUUGUCGUCAUUGAUAACGGCCCAGGAGUACAGCUGCAAUAAUGGAAGACCCAAACCGGAUGAUGGGAGGGCACGGUGGCUUAAUGCCAUCUAGCUACGGCAUGUCAGCUAACGAUGGCCAGCCAGGCGUCGAUAAUGAUCCACGCAAGCAGGACAUCGGCGAGAUUUUGCAACAGAUCAUGAACAUCACCGACCAGUCUCUGGACGAAGCUCAAGCGCGGAAGCACACACUGAACUGUCAUAGGAUGAAACCAGUUUUAUUUGCAGUACUAUGCGAAAUCAAAGAGAAAACAGUCUUGUCGUUGCGAAAUACCCAAGAAGAAGAGCCUCCAGAUCCCCAGCUGAUGCGCUUGGACAACAUGUUGAUCGCCGAAGGAGUAGCUGGGCCGGAAAAAGGCGGUGGUGCAGACUUUUUAUCACAGUCCGAUCUAACCGGUGGCCAAGACAACGCUAUCGAACAUUCAGACUACCGGGCAAAGUUGGCACAAAUCCGCCAGAUAUAUCAUCAGGAGCUGGAAAAGUACGAACAAGCCUGCAGCGAAUUCACUACGCACGUCAUGAAUUUGUUGCGGGAACAAAGCCGUACCAGACCUAUAACGCCAAAAGAAAUCGAACGGAUGGUACAAAUAAUUCAUCGAAAAUUCAGCUCCAUACAGAUGCAGCUCAAACAAUCUACCUGUGAAGCGGUUAUGAUCCUGCGCUCGCGGUUCUUGGAUGCUCGGCGGAAGAGACGUAAUUUCAGUAAGCAGGCUUCUGAAAUCCUGAACGAAUACUUCUAUAGCCACCUAAGCAAUCCUUACCCAUCGGAAGAAGCUAAGGAAGAACUGGCCCGGAAAUGUGGCAUUACUGUUUCGCAAGUGUCCAACUGGUUCGGCAAUAAGCGCAUUCGUUAUAAGAAGAACAUAGGUAAGGCACAGGAGGAAGCUAAUCUUUAUGCAGCUAAGAAAGCGGCUGGUGCAUCGCCAUAUUCAAUGGGUGGACCACCCAGUGGCGCAGCAACACCGAUGAUGUCUCCUGCUCCUGCACAGGAUUCGAUGGGAUACUCCCUUGGCUCGGGUGGAUACGAUCAACAACAGCCCUAUGAUGGUAGCAUGGGUUAUGAUCAGCUACAUCAGGAUCUUAGUCCUUGAGGGAAAGAUCCUUAAGAAGUUUAUCAGUGGCAAGAAACUAUACUGGUGAGGAAAUACUUUUCGAUCAAAGGACAUCUUGCAGACUUGAACUGAACAGCGAACAAGCGAAUCACACUUGAAAAACAAAAGUAACAAAAAUUCAAAUUCAUUCAAAACACACACGUAUGGUAGUACAUGUAGAGUCGAUCGCAAGAGGAAGUAAAAAGAUAUGAAUUAUGUGGCAGGUUACUAUAUUUUAAAGAACAAUUAGUAACUCGUAAGAUCGUAGCUAAAUUAAGCCUUGGGUAAUUUAUCGGUAACCAUUAUUCUGUUCUCGAAUAUCAUCUGGAAUGAUAUAAGAAGGAAUAAAUAGCUCCAUUGGCCCGUUGCUUGCUUACUUUCAAACGUGCAUCUUAGUACCUAGGUAUACAUUUUUCUUCUUAUAAAUCUAUUCAACGUAGAUAAAUGGAUCGUUGAUGUGAAAACUUUUCAUUCGAGUGUAUUAUAUAAGUAAUCUAUCAAUGCAUCACGUAGAAUAUAGCAGUAUAUACACUAGCGGUCUAAAGUAUUUGAACUCGUAAAUUGUUUUCAUUGUCUACUCAAUAACAUCUUCCCUUUACAAUUCAUUGUUGUCUAAUUCAACCUCAGUUUAUGUAAGCUGCGCAUUACUGCGCGUUUCGAAGAAAGGUUUUAAAAGUUUUGUUGAAAGUUUAGAAAUGUUGGGAAUGUAAAUUUGAAGUAAGAGAUUUCAUUUUACACCGACAAGGGGCAUGCCAGCGAUAGAGAAGAACAUCCAACACAAAGCGUUCACUGAUUGAAUAUCCAAAAGAAAACGUAACACGGCACUUUGUCAAAUGUUGGAUCUUAUUUCUUCGAUCUCUUAACAAAAAAAAUAACAAAAGCAUCGGCGCAACUCACUUGUAAUAGAUCUGCCAUAGCUUGCAUUCAUCCUGAAAAGGAAAAUGAACGAAUGUCACCGGUUUUAGCAAUGUUACAGAUUAUUUUGAACAAGUUGUUGAAUUCUGUUGGGGUAGGAUUCGUUUAAAUUUAAAAUUAUAAGAUUUACCGUGCAGGGCAUUGGAAUUUGUAUAACGGAUUUUUUUUCUUUGAGUUUAGUUAAUAUUGCUGUAUCUUGUGUAAUCGAAUACAUUGGACCGCUAGUAUAUUCUGAAGUUACCUUUUCCUAGACUCUGUACUUUAGUGUCCUUCACAUUAAGCAAUCAACACGAACAUUUGACAUCACAUUUAAACUUUAUUUCAAUUCAACUCAUUUAUUCAACACAAAAAAUACCUCGCUAUACGUUGGUUUAAGUAACGUAAUGCGAAAAUUUGGUAAAGUUAAAGAUUUUGUUUCAUAAUUAGCUAAAAUAUUGUACGACAACGACACAAACUCUGAGGGUUUUUGUAGUUUUUUUAAAUUCUUUUUUGAAAAUUGUAAAAAAAUGCUUUGCAUAUGUCGAUCUCUGUGCCGCUUCAACUCAUCCUUCGUUUCAUGAACCACAUCCUGGUGUUUUAUUAUAAGAUCUUUUAAAUCUUGUUCUAAAUAUGUUAUUGAGCCGAUAAAACAUUGACCUUAUGUUUAAUUAUAGUAAUUUUUUCUUUAUAUUUUGGUAGUUUUUACAACACUAUCGUAGGUGUUGAGUACAUUUCAGUCAAUAAUAAACCGCAUUUAUUGGUAUAGAGUAACACAAAAUAUUGGAGAUCGCGUUUAGCUUAGCCGAGAACUGGUUAAUAAUAUAUUUGAGAAUUCGGUAAAAAAAACUAUUCCAAUUCUUCCAAUUUAUCACAAUACUGCAACAGUACGUUUAUUUUAUUAUGUCGAAUCUCAUAGUAAAUUUUUUCAGCCUAAUGUCAAACGCCAAUAAUAAGCCUCGCGGAAGCCAGGCUGGCAAGCAGCACUUACAUGCAAAAAUUAAACGUCGGCUCGAAAACAUUACUCACAAAAAACCUUCCGCAUACAAUAAACGAGCCCCUAAGUUUGUGACCCAGCACAGACGCAUAUAGUAUAUUAGGUUUAAUUUAUAUACGAUAAAGUGUGAAAGUAUACUGAAUAAACGCUUGUCGAAACUCGUAGAAAUCAACAUCAGAGCAGAAAUGAUGUAAAUGAAGUUUGCGAAAGGUAACUGUUUGUAAACAAAAUUAGUUUAAAACGGAAGUACAGUAGCGGUAGCACCAAUGGUAGGACUCUCUUUACACUAGACGAUGUUUCGAGGCGCUACAUAAUCUGCAUUUUAUCGAACUGAAUGAUGACACAUACAUCUGUCAGCAACAACGAACGAACGUAAGGCUACAGUUUAAAAAUGGUACUUCCACCAUAAGAAUUAAUGUUCUUCGGUUUGAAGCGGUGACAAGUUUGAUAUGAUCUGGCUCACAAAAAUACUCCAAUAAAACCAGUGACAUUUCACAAAUCCGAUCACUGAAUCCGAGUAGCGAAUGACAAAAACAAAUUUCAAAAAUUGUGUAUGUGCUAUACUAAAAUUACAUGUAUCAAGAUAACAUAAAAAUGUCAGUUAAUCUAUAGUCCGCCACGAACCGUUUAUUUUUGAAGAAUUUGCAUACAAAUCCGUAAAAUCCUAUCUAACAAUCAUGUUGCUGCAGCUCGUAAACUAUAUACGUAAUUUAUAUAAAUAAGGUAAGCAAGAGAAACAAACAGUAUAGCUGGUGUAAGCAUAAAAGUAAGCAAUAAUUUGUGAAAUUAAAUGGAAACGAGUAAGCGCAAGUAGAUAACAGAAAACUGGUACAAACAAAAACACAUGAUAGCCAAAGGUAUAAAGAAUAUCAUCAUCUGAUAAACUUUUACCAUCACAAUACAUUUUUCGGGCAGAAUUACUUGCCCGAAAUUGCUUACUUGACACCAUUAUAACUAAAACUAAUUCAGUAACUGAGGAAAGCCAACAUUAAUCAUUUAUCAAAUUAUAACAAAACACAAACAUUGAUCAAUUUGGAAAAGCACAAAAUCAGUAAUUUUCCAGUGUAAAUGAAUGUAUUUUGUUUUGCUCCCAAGCAUGAUAUCGUAAUCACACCACAUACCGUUUACAUUUUUCGUUCCGCAAGUGUCGGUUCAUAGUUUUUGCCUCUGUUUCAGAUUUCUCUGAGCACAAAAUUGCCUCACCAUGCAGCCUUAUUGUUUAUGUGGUGACUUUAAAUUUUGAUGUUCCUGUCUUACCAUUUUGAAGUCUAUUUUGUUUUAUUUUCCUUUGCCUUGUGUCUACAGUUUUUAUUAUUACGGUAGUUUUUGUAAAGGUCAUUAAUGGCGGAUGUUGGGUAAAACGAACUUUUCGUCGUAUUCGAUUACCAAGAACGCCUGUAUACCAAUAACAUUUACAUUUGUCUAAAAGUUUGUUAAAAUUUAUUGUACUUAUGCAAACAAACUGAAAUAGAUAUAAGUUCCAUGAGAAUGAGUGAUUAGAAGGUGAAAUGCUAUAUCGCAAUUUCAUUUUAACAUCAUGCUUAGGAAAUGUUGUGUCCUAUUUAAAAAGUAUAGUUUUCUGUAGAUAAGAAAUCGAAUUCAUCAAAAUUGAAAGUUGGAAAGUUAUUGUGCACCAAGGAAUGUCCCAUCUUCAAAAAACCAAUUCUAGAACACAAACAUCUAAAACGAUAAAGACAAUAUCAGUACGAGAACGUGUGAAAGCCGCCGAGGUCUCAAAGAGUCAGCCAUCGUAAAAAAUUGCGAACAUUGCAUUGCGUUGAAGAAAUAGGAAAAAUGAACAAACGAACAAGAGAACCAACAAAUCAUUUGUAUACGAUAUAUAAAGGAAAUUAUUAGAAAACUAUCAAUUAUAUUUAACGUUAAUAAGAAAUUAUAUAACGUUAAUUAGAAAACAUUGAAUGAGAGGAAAAUAAAUAAUGAGGAACAGAGAAAUGAAUAGCAGAAAACAAACGAGAUACUUGACAUUUUAUAGAUAAUUAAUAAGUAAGUAAAUACACAUCAUAGAAGCAAAAACAACUGCAAAAUAAUAUGGCCCUUAAUAAGCUACUUAAAUAAGCCCUUAAAGCUACUUAAGUUAUGGACGACCAUCCUCAUCCAUCAUCAAAGGUAGCAUACCAUCAACAGAUCGUUUGACACGCAAAAAACUGGACAAACGAUUGCGUCUAAUUUUCCAGAAUUGUCUUAUUUCGUUUUAGAUACACAUGAUUAAUUACUAACAUUUAAGGGUACUUAACCGCGUUUAUAAAAAUAUUGUUUUAAGACUAUUCCUCCUAAUCAAACAAUUUCGUUUUUCGCAUUCAAUCCUCAAAAAGUAGACUAGAACAAGCCAAAACUCGAUGCUUCAAUUUUUUUUUCUAUUGGUCUUUGCUGUUCUGUUACUGUUUUACUACACUGUUCUUUUUAUAAGUUCAUAAAACUUGUUAUGAUUGGGUACCCUCAUUUUCUAGGGUUUCUUUUACUUCAUCCGAUGUUUUCUUUUAAAAAAAAUUGUAGAAAAAUUAAAUAAACGCAACACAAGAAUUCCGUAUAUAAACUUGAAACAAACAAACAAAAAACAAAGAUUGAAUUAAAAACAAAAGCAUGUAUACGAAAAUGAUUUAUAAAUCUACCAAUAAAAUUCAAAUUUUAUGUGAACUAAAUGAUAAUGAUAUUUUAUAGGAUUUGAC